Aptenodytes forsteri (emperor penguin) is the source of this 1506-nucleotide messenger RNA. It is a transcript of the gene HCRTR2, whose product is annotated as hypocretin receptor 2. The transcript is spliced from 8 exons. The coding region runs from base 1 to 1506 and encodes 501 amino acids. Gene Ontology annotation, molecular function: orexin receptor activity. Lineage: Eukaryota; Metazoa; Chordata; Aves; Sphenisciformes; Spheniscidae. The record is from RefSeq and is a predicted model, not a curated record. Gene Ontology annotation, cellular component: membrane. Gene Ontology annotation, biological process: feeding behavior; G protein-coupled receptor signaling pathway; circadian sleep/wake cycle process.
AUGUCCGGGAUUCAACCCGAGGAUGGUUCCCCUCCGUGCAGGAACUGGACGAUCGGGUCGGAGCUAAACGAAACGCGGGAGGCUCUUUUAACCCCUUCCUCCGACUACGACGAUGAGGAGUUCCUGCGGUACCUCUGGAAGGAGUAUUUGCAUCCCAAGGAGUACGAAUGGGCGCUGAUCGCCGGCUACAUCGUCGUCUUCAUCGUGGCGCUCGUCGGGAACGUCCUGGUUUGCAUUGCAGUGUGGAAGAAUCAUCACAUGCGGACAGUUACCAACUAUUUCAUAGUGAAUCUUUCUCUGGCUGACAUUCUGGUCACAAUUACUUGUCUUCCAGCAACUUUAGUAGUGGACAUCACAGAAACGUGGUUCUUUGGGCAGUCCCUCUGCAAAGUGAUUCCUUACUUACAGACAGUUUCAGUCUCUGUGUCUGUACUAACACUCAGCUGCAUUGCUUUGGAUCGAUGGUAUGCAAUUUGUCACCCUUUGAUGUUUAAAAGCACAGCCAAGCGAGCAAGGAACAGCAUUAUAAUUAUCUGGAUUGUGUCCUGCAUCAUAAUGAUUCCUCAGGCUAUUGUUAUGGAGUGCAGCAGUGUGUUCCCAGGAUUAGCCAAUAAAACCACCUUGUUCACAGUGUGUGAUGAGCACUGGGGAGCUGAGGUUUACCCCAAAAUGUAUCACACAUGCUUUUUUCUGGUAACAUACAUGGCACCACUGUGUCUUAUGGUGUUGGCCUAUUUGCAAAUAUUUCGAAAGCUCUGGUGUCGCCAGAUCCCAGGAACUUCUUCUGUUGUUCAGAAAAAAUGGAAGCCUCUGCAGUCCUCAGCACAGCCCCGGGGGCUGGGACAAUCAACAAAGUCAAAGAUUAGCGCUGUGGCAGCUGAAAUAAAACAGAUUCAUGCAAGAAGGAAAACAGCACGUAUGCUAAUGGUUGUCCUCCUGGUUUUUGCACUUUGCUAUCUACCAAUUAGCAUCCUCAAUGUCUUGAAAAGGGUUUUUGGGAUGUUUAAUCAUGCUGAUGACAGAGAAACUGUAUACGCUUGGUUCACGUUCUCACACUGGCUUGUAUAUGCAAACAGUGCAGCCAAUCCUAUUAUUUAUAACUUCCUCAGUGGGAAAUUUAGAGAAGAAUUUAAAGCAGCAUUUUCUUGUUGCUUCUUUGGCAUUCGCAGUCAGCAUGAUGAACGGCUCGCCAGAGGUCGUGCCAGUACAGAGAGUCGGAAAUCCUUGACCACCCAGAUCAGCAAUUUUGAUAACAUUUCAAAACUUUCUGAACACGUUGUAUUGACCAACAUAAACACAAUUCCAGCAAAUGGUAUCCCAGCUACACUCAGCCCAUUGAAAUCAGUGGAACUGCAUCUCCACAUACCAGGGAUGAACAUGACUUCAAAUUUAGAUGAAGCUGUGAGGGUUUCUGCAGAAGACACUGCCAACACAGAGAAUGUAGAGUGGGACAGAUUUGUCCCUAGCAUAACUAAACUUACCUCAAUGGAGUUACAGCAAGGAUGA